Molecule: messenger RNA, 1720 nt
Organism: Pichia membranifaciens NRRL Y-2026
Lineage: Eukaryota; Fungi; Ascomycota; Pichiomycetes; Pichiales; Pichiaceae
Exons: 1
Coding region: 66-1286 (406 amino acids)
Source: RefSeq, a predicted model, not a curated record
GGGUUUUCAGGCUCCUGACACAAGCGACACGUCAGAGAGGGAUGCAGCUGAAGAAGGAAAUGAAAAUGGGUUUCAAGUACUCGAUAAGGCGAUCACGGCCUGCUGAGAUCUACAGAUACUCACUUUUUGGCAACUCUUUGCGCUUCGACUACACGGGGUUCAAGCCUUACCGGCUAAAUGAGGCGUUGAGGCCGGGGCCAAACUAUUCGGUGGGCGAACCCAUAUCACUCAAAACGGGCGUGAAGAACUACCACCGGAAGAUUUUCGGGAAGGAGGAGUCCCGGGUGAGGAACCUGCUAUUGACGAUUGUUGCGUACGAGUCGGCGAGCGGGAUCAGGCCGGAUGCCGCAGUGCCGGGCGGCGAGGUCGAAAUAUACUGCCACAACGGGCUCCACAGCGACUUGGUGCUGGGCACCUCCGACGUCUACCACGUGAUCCUCCACAAGAACAAGCUGAUUUUCGCCAACACGGACGACCGCUCCGGCAACGACCCGCUCUUUGCGUACAUCGGGAUCAAGUUCGAGACGAUUCUGUGCAACGAGCCGAGCCCCGUCGACGGGUCGCACAACAAGUUGCUUCUGCAGGGCCGGUACGGGCGCUGGGGGUUCAAGUCCGUCGUCGAGAUCGACUCGUACCGGGCGUCGGCGGCCAAGACCCUCGCGCAGAUGGGCCCCGCCGAGCGCUACCGCAACUACUGCGAGAUCAAGCUCUGCUUCUCCCCCUCGAGACGGCUCGGGGAGCUGUUGCUCAAGACCAAAAGCAAGCGCCGCUUUCUUCUGGUGCUGAAGGGCGCCGUGAGGAACUUUGCGCCCCGCGCGGAGAAGUGGCUUUUUCAGUCGUACUUCGGCCGCCAGGACAAGCUGGUGAUCGGCGUCCGCAACUCCAAGUUCGAGCUCAUCUGCAACGAGGAGAUCGACGUCGUGCACGACUUCCUUCCUUUUGUGAAGGACGUGUACCCGGACAUCCACGACAGGUUUCUGCACUCCAUCGACGUCUUGGACGAGGCCUACGCCCACAUCCUGCACCAGGUGAGGGCUUUGCAGCAGAGCGACACCGACGUUUUCGAGCUGCGCUGCGACACACGCGCCGUCCGCGUGCUUGCCGACGCCCCCGACCACCACAUCUUCCGCAAAAUCCUCGUGCCCGAGUACCUUGCGUGGGUGGACCGCGGCGAGGACACGCUUGCCCACAGCGACUGGGUCGCCCCGGAGGCGUAUGCGGCGCACAAGGACCCGCCCGGCCACGACCUCCAUGAGCAGCUGGCGUCCAAGCUCCACAUCGUAUAGCCACGCAACCGUAGCCCGCUAACCAAUGGGUGUUCUUCACCCUCUGCACCCUCCCACACGACGCUGGACACAUCGGUGUUCUGUACACGGCUAUCCUGGACUCGGGCGGGCCAGCGCAUCCGCCGGCCCCGCGGAGUUUACCCCCCAAUCCGGGGGUCGCCGCCGACGCCUCGCGCUGCUUACGUCAUUGCCCACAGGCCUCCUCCUGGCCCCCGCCCCCCCACGGGGAAAGAGGGGCAGCGGGGACCCGGCUGGCGAAUGGGCAAGCGUGCAGUUGCAACCGGCCGGCGGGCGUCGGCUAGGCCGGGCGUUUGUGCGGGCGGCCCGGCCGCUGCCCGUGCUCCGUCCGGACAACGACACGGUGCAGCGGCGCCGCUGGCCCCGUUAUGGUCAAAUUGCCUGUGCCGGCUGCGCUGGGUUAUAUCCGUGCUGGA